Molecule: messenger RNA, 2346 nt
Organism: Ostreobium quekettii
Lineage: Eukaryota; Viridiplantae; Chlorophyta; Ulvophyceae; Bryopsidales; Ostreobiaceae
Source: the annotation of a GenBank genome assembly
AUGCUCAGCCCGUCGGCUUCGGUCGCCGUCGUCGUGCUGGUGGACGUCGCAGCGGCGACCGGGUGCGCCCUGUGGCCCCUGUGGCCUGGAGGCCCGGGCCUGGCCGAGAAGCUGUCGGCGCUGGGAUGGGGGGGAGUGGCCUGCAACUCGAACGCGGACCUUUGGGGCCUGGCAGCUCUUCGGUGCUCACUGGUGACGGCCAUAUGGGCGUUUGGAGCCUCCCCAUGUGCUCCAGGGGGAACUUUUGCCACCAAAGUGGCUGGGGCGAUCCUCACAUAUGCCUUUGAGGUGGCGUUGCUGGCCAAGAUGGUAAUCGUGGCUUCCUGUGGAGCAGAGCACACCUGGCCGGACACAAGCAGCGGGAAGGCUGGACUUAUCAUGAUCUUUAUCCCUGCAACAUUAGGCUUAGUGUUGGUGCACCUCCAGAGCCACUACCUGGGAAAAGCCACAGCUAGUCCAACCCACAAGGCUCGGGCAUCCAAGGGGGAAAAGAAACUGGAGGAAGGGUUGGCUGAGCCCCUCCUUGGCAAGAAGGAAAAUGAGGACUACACUACCAAGCAGCUGGCGAUGGAGCUGGUGAGGCUGACUGCCCCUGACUCCCUCAUCGUCCUAUUUGGAACUGUAGCAGGCCUUGGAGCAGCAGUGAUGAAUGCCUACAUCCCAAAAUUUGUGGGGAAGGGCAUCGACUUUGCUGCCAUAGAAGCCAACCACUCGCAGUUCAUCAUGGCCAUGGCACACCUGAUAAUCGUGGUGGUUGCAAAUGCGGUGCUCGUCACAUGCAGAGGGGGACUCUUUUCAGUGGUGGGGGUCAAGUUGGCACUACGCGUCAGGGAGCGUCUGUUUGCCUCGCUGUUGCGGCAGGAGAUAUCGUUCUUUGACGAGACAGGCACAGGCACGCUCAGCAGUCGGCUGCAGGCAGACACAACAGCGCUCAGCAGCUCAGUGGGGAUAUACAUCAAUGUCCUUGCAAGGUCGCUCAUGCAGCUGGGGGUGGUCACAUUUUUCAUGGCCAGGGCCAGCUGGCGCCUGACGGUGGUCACACUGGUAGUUGUGCCUGCAGGGAAAUUUGUCACCCAGGUGUAUGAGCGCCACUACUCAGCACUCCAGAAACACGUAUUGACGUGUCUGGCAAAGGUCAAUGGUACAGCAGAAGAGGUGCUCUCAGGAAUCGCAACAGUGCGUGCCCAUGCUGCCGAGCGCUCCACCCUGGCAGCCUACCGCAGCGGCCUGAUGGACGUUUUCAAACUGCAGGCCAAGCAGUGUGCAAUGUACUCUGGCUACGCAGGCUUCUGUGUUCUGGUGCCAAACUUCGCCCUUGUAUGGGUGCUAUUCUUGGGCGGCCACCUCGUGUUGGUUGGGGACAUCACCGCUGGCAUCCUGGUGUCCUUCAUCCUGUAUGAGCAGAGCUUCGCAGCAUGCUGCCAGACCUUGGGCAACUGCGUGACGAUGUUUUCCGAUGGCAUAGGGUCCACGGCCAAGGUUGCAGAGCUUAUGAACAGGGAGCCAAGGAUCGUUGCCACCAACGGAGUCAUGCCUCGGCACUUUGAGGGCAGAGUGGAGCUGAAGGGCGUCCAAUUUACAUAUCCAACUCGCCCAGACGCCCUGGUCUUGGAUGACCUAUCCUUUAAAGUGAACCCAGGCGAAGUGGUGGCCCUUGUGGGACUGAGCGGAGGCGGCAAGUCUACCGUCAUGAAGCUGCUGCAGCGCUUCUACAUCCCGCAGGCUGGUGAGGUGCUGUUCGACGGGCGCGACGUGGGCGACUAUGACGAGCGGUGGCUGAAGCGGCGGGUGGCCAUGGUGGGCCAGGAGCCCACGCUGUUCGAUCGGACCAUCAGGCAGAACGUCAUACUGGGCAUGGAGCCAGAGGAUGGGGUGGAGCAGAUCCCCACACAGGAGGAGAUAGAGGAGGCAUGCCGAAUGGCCAACGCCCACGACUUCAUCACGGCGAUGCCGUGCGGCUACGACACGCUGUGCGGAGAGAAGGGCAUCAUGCUGUCAGGGGGCCAGAAGCAGCGAAUAGCAAUCGCCCGCGCCCUCAUCCGAAAACCCUCCGUGCUCAUACUGGAUGAGGCCACGUCGGCGCUGGACGCCCAGAGCGAGGCGCUUGUGCAGGAGGCGCUCGACCGCUGCCUGCAGAACCGCACCGUCUUCGUAAUUGCCCAUCGUCUGAGCACGAUCCAGUGCGCGGAUCGAAUCUUGGUCGUGAAUGACGGGCGGCUGAUUGAGACCGGCACACACACCGAACUCCUGGAGAGACAGGGGAUAUAUGCAUCGCUUGUGCGGAGGCAAAUGCAGGGCCCGCUGGAUCUGCCCGCACCAAACGGGCCUCCAGGGCCGUCUGAGUAG